CAUACUCUUACUUCUGCAUCAACGACUCAACUCCACAAAUACGUUGUACUAACAUCUCGGCAAGUUACGUGCGAGAGUUUCAGCGGAGCGGAACACCGAAUACCGAACACCGUCGUUCUUCUUGACGCCCACCCGGUCCAGCCUAUCUCUUCUUGCUCCACUUGUGCCUACACACCGACCCCUCGGAUCAGGGCACCGAGGCUCGAAACGUUGUCCUAGGAACUCAAGGGCACGAUCCUAGCCAUGCAAGCGUAGGUCUUCGUAGCCCAUUUCCGGUUGGUCAAAAGGUGUUUCGCCACGGACUAGUACACUGAUGCCAAUGCGUAGGUGCGAUCAAUGUCACGAGAGAAAGGUGCGAUGCGACAAAACUGUCCCAUGUCGACGAUGCAGCCUAAGUGGAUCGGAAUGUCGUUACACAAAUCGGACGAAAGCCCGUACCUAUAGCCAGGUCCAUGUAGACACUCUUGAGCGCAGGAUCAAGCGCUUAGAAGCCCAGAACAGAAGUCUGGUGCAGCACAAUAGGACUGACCCAGUAUCUUGCACAGGCCAGAACACUCCUAUCAUUGUUCAGGAUAAUCUUCCUACAAACGAGAGUAGCAGUCCGCAACACCGUCUGUCAACCGACGUCGCCGGAGAAGUAUCAUACCUGUCGAUUAAUGCGUCCGGAGAAAGGAACUACCUGGGAUCCUCAAGCGGAGUUCUUUUAGCGAACUUCAUCAGAGCCAAUGUGAACAUCGAAACUUCGACGCGAUCGAUAACGCCAGUUGGUGAUGACGAAGCUACAGACUCAACGGCUUUGGCUGCAGAGCUUGCUUGCGACCUACCAUCUGAACAGAUAGCAAGACGACUUGUAUUAUCCUAUCUCAACCAUGACCACUUACGCUACCCCGUAGUUCUCCCUGCCACACUCUUGUCGAUACUUUCGGAAACAUACAGCACAAACGGAGCUCUCUACACGCGGACCACAAGCGAAGCUUUCAUCUUCGAUAUAGUGCUUGCUAUCGCCACGGCUAGUAUCUGUCGGUCUGACUGGCAAGGGCUGCCAAGUGCGCAUAGUCAUUACACGCGGGCGAUGAAGCGGGGAUCGACAAUCUUGGAGAAGGGGGGACUUGCUGCUCUCCAGGCAAUCAUCCUGUUGAUUCAAUACCGCAUGAGCAGUUCCAUGCAAGACACCUCAGCCAGCAUGUGGCAUUUGGUGGGAGUAGGGAGCAGAAUUGCUCUCGAGCUCGGCCUUCACUGUGAAACUGCAUAUCCGUACAAACGCUCCGAUGACUCUAUAGGAAACGUAGAACCGAGUGCCGACCAUGUCCAGCAAGAAGUCUCCCGGCUUUGCUUCUGGAGCAUCGUGGCCAUGGACAGAAUAGUAAGCAACAUAUUAGGUAGGCCUCUCGCCAUUCGCGACGACGACAUAGACACGGCGCUUCCGUCGGAUCUAUGCGACAAGAUCCUGCUUUCUGGUGUCGAGACACCUAUGGCCGAACAUCUGGUCGCAUGCCGCCGCGUUUCGAUCUUCGUUCAGAUCAUCAAGUAUCGCCUACUGUGCGGUGACAUUAUCGAGACUCUGCACAAUCAAGGUCGAAAGAAUCUUCCAGACGAUGAACUCCGCCACAGCAGAGAUCAAUUUGCAGCCGACCUCAAGACUUGGCGCUUGAACGUUGAAAGAGUCGUUCCUCCAAGCUCUGUGAAUGACAUGACGCCUUCGUCUUGCUUUACAUCACCUACUUGGUUCGAGAUGAUAUAUCAUAACGCUGUGCUAAUGCUUCAUCGGCCAUCCCCUAAACUGGACACAUCAAGAGACCCAGUUGCUGUACAAGCAAUCUUUACCUCCUCUCAGGCUUCCAUAUCCUCAUAUGCAAGUCUCCAUCGUAUGGGGAUCUUGAACCACAGCUGGCUUACACUACAAGCUUUAUUCAUGGCGGGAUUGUCAUAUGUGUACGCUGUAACGAUGCACUGCCAGGCCAAUCGUAGACAACUAGGCGGGCUGCUGAACAAAAAUCCGAGCACCAUGGAAGUGAUCAGUGACACACGUACGUGCUCAAAUAUCCUCGUAGCGGUUUCGGAGAGAUGGAAGUCGUUGCAACGCUGCGUCGACAUCUUCAAUAGAUUGAGCGAUGCUAUUCUGAUCGACGUUAUCAAAUUCAGCACAACCCCCAUCAACGCUACUCAUUUGCCGACCAACGAUUCGGGAAAUCGUGACGAACAGUACAGGGAUAGGUCCGAGUUGGCGGCAGAAACAAACUCAAACGAUUUGGUUCAGCACCCUCAAUGGAACCACGCAUCAUAUCUCCAGCCUAUGGGGACUGAUCGAGUGGUAUCUAGCCUAUCGCCAUUGGCUAUCGAGAAUGAGUUCAGAGGCUCAGCGUUCGAUCUGCAACAAAUGUAUGAUCAGCAGCAAGUCGAUAUGUCUGUGUAUCGAUUCUCUCAGGCUUGGUUCGACAGCUUCGACUUCUAUGGUGGUAUUGGGCCGCAGCUCAAUGACAUCACGAUGGGUACACAUCUUUGAUGUUGGCCUGUUUUCACUGUUGCGGAGGCUGCAUUCAAGUUCAUGUACUCCCCAUUCUAUAUGCAACCCCGUUGGAGAAAGCUCGUUGGAACGUCUACAACCUUGCUGCGCAAGUAUUCCCCGAUACCUU
Alternaria alternata is the source of this 2633-nucleotide messenger RNA. RefSeq lists its product as hypothetical. The record is from RefSeq and is a predicted model, not a curated record. Lineage: Eukaryota; Fungi; Ascomycota; Dothideomycetes; Pleosporales; Pleosporaceae. Gene Ontology annotation, biological process: DNA-templated transcription; positive regulation of transcription by RNA polymerase II. The transcript has 3 exons. Gene Ontology annotation, molecular function: sequence-specific DNA binding; DNA-binding transcription factor activity, RNA polymerase II-specific; zinc ion binding. The coding region runs from base 314 to 2503 and encodes 729 amino acids.